GCGGGGCCAUUCCCUCAGAUAUAAGGCUUGGAAGCCAGCAGCUGCGACUCCCGAGACCCCCCAAGAAGGCCAUGGUCUUCCCACGGAUGUCCGGGCUACUGUCCCAGACCGUGAUCCUAGCGCUCUUUUUUGUCCCCCAGGCACGGCCCGCUGGCGUCUUGGAGCUGCAGAUCCAUUCUUUCGGGCCGGGUCCAGGCCCGGGGGCCCCGCGGUCCCCCUGCAGCGCCCGGGGUCCCUGCCGCCUCUUCUUCAGAGUCUGCCUGAAGCCUGGGCUCUCGGAGGAGGCCACCGAGUCCCCGUGCGCCCCGGGCACGGCGCUGAGUGCGCGCGGACCCGCCUACACCGAGCAGGCCGGAGCACCCGCGCCUGAUCUGCCACUGCCCGACGGCCUCUUGCGGGUGCCCUUCCGGGACGCCUGGCCGGGCACCUUCUCUCUCAUCAUUGAAACCUGGAGACAGGAGUUAGGAGAUCAGAUUGGAGGGCCCGCCUGGAGCCUGCUUGCGCGCAUGGCCGGCCGGCGGCGCCUGGCAGCUGGGGGCCCGUGGGCCCGGGACGUUCAGCGCGCAGGCGCCUGGGAGCUGCGCUUCUCGUACCGCGCGCGCUGCGAACCGCCAGCCGUCGGGGCCGCGUGCACGCGCCUCUGCCGCCCACGCAGCGCCCCCUCGCGGUGCGGCCCGGGACUGCGCCCUUGCGCGCAGCUGGAGGAGGAGUGUGAGGCGACAGCAGAGUGCCAAGCAGGCUGCAGCCCAGAGCACGGCUUCUGUGAGCAGCCUGGUGAAUGCCGAUGCCUGGAGGGCUGGACUGGACCCCUCUGCACGGUCCCUGUGUCCACCAGCAGCUGCCUCAGCCCCAGGGGCCCAUCCUCUGCCACCACCAGAUGCCUUGUCCCUGGGCCUGGGCCCUGUGAUGGGAACCCGUGUGCCAACGGGGGCAGCUGUAGUGAGACCCCCGGGUCCUUUGAAUGCACCUGCCCGCGUGGAUUCUACGGGCGGCUGUGUCAGGUGAGCGGGGUGACAUGCGCGGAUGGACCCUGCUUCAACGGCGGCUUGUGUGUCGGGGGCGCAGACCCUGACUCUGCUUACGUCUGCCACUGCCCACCUGGUUUCCAAGGCUCCAACUGUGAGAAGAGGGUGGACCGGUGCAGCCUGCAGCCAUGCCGCAAUGGCGGACUCUGCCUGGACCUGGGCCACGCCCUGCGCUGCCGCUGCCGCGCGGGCUUCGCGGGUCCGCGCUGCGAGCACGACCUCGACGACUGCGCGGGCCGCGCCUGCGCUAACGGCGGCACGUGCGUGGAAGGCGGCGGCGCGCACCGCUGCUCCUGCGCGCUGGGCUUCGGCGGCCGCGAUUGCCGCGAGCGCGCAGACCCGUGCGCGGCGCGCCCCUGCGCUCACGGCGGCCGCUGCUACGCUCACUUCUCCGGCCUCGUCUGCGCCUGCGCGCCUGGCUACAUGGGCGCGCGGUGCGAGUUCCCCGUGCACCCCGACGGCGCAGACGCGUUGCCCGCGGCCCCGCGGGGCCUGAGUCCCGGGGACCCGCAGCGCUUCCUUUUGCCUCCGGCUCUGGGACUGCUUGUGGCCGCGGGCGUGGCCGGCGCCGCGCUCUUGCUGGUCCACGUGCGCCGCCGUGGCCAAGCCCAGGAUGCCGGGUCUCGCUUGCUGGCGGGGACCCCGGAGCCGUCAGUCCACGCACUCCCGGAUGCACUCAACAACCUAAGGACGCAGGAGGGUCCCGGGGAUGGCCCGAGCUCAUCCAUAGAUUGGAAUCGUCCUGAAGAUGGAGACUCUCGAGGGAUUUAUGUCAUAUCUGCUCCUUCCAUCUACGCUCGGGAGGUAUCGAUGCCCCUUGUUCCCCCGCUACACACACUGGGCGCGCUGGGCAGAGGCAGCGCCUGCUUUUCCCCUACCCUGCCUCGAUUCUGUCUGUGAAAUGAAUUGGGUAGAGUCUCUGGAAGGUUUUAAGCCCGCUUUUCAGUUCUAACUUAGUUUCAUUUUAUUUUGCGUCUCUCUUGUUUUGAGCUGCCUGGCAUCUUCUCUCUGGAAAGCUAUGGGCUUGAAGAAGUCACGAUGGGGACUCUGCCAGAGCGUCUCCACUGAUUCUACUCUGCUGGGAGGCAGGGGAGGCAGAGGGGCAGCCUCUCUAAUGCUUCCUGCUCAUUUUGU
Messenger RNA from Cebus imitator (Panamanian white-faced capuchin), 2159 nucleotides. RefSeq names its product delta like canonical Notch ligand 3 (gene DLL3). Gene Ontology annotation, cellular component: protein-containing complex; plasma membrane. Gene Ontology annotation, molecular function: calcium ion binding. The record is from RefSeq and is a predicted model, not a curated record. Gene Ontology annotation, biological process: Notch signaling pathway; establishment or maintenance of epithelial cell apical/basal polarity; heterophilic cell-cell adhesion. The coding region runs from base 72 to 1925 and encodes 617 amino acids. The transcript has 8 exons. NCBI's taxonomy places the organism in Eukaryota, Metazoa, Chordata, Mammalia, Primates, Cebidae.